AUGUUUUUUCGUCAAUUUACCGUCUCCUUGCUCGCCCUCUAUGCCUUCGGGCCUGUCAACGCGUUUCCGACGGACGAGAUCCCUGAUGCGGCUGUGUUUCAACGUGCCUGUCGGCCCAUGUGCUGCGAGGCCGUCGUCGAUGGAGUCAAGCCCUCCGGAAAGAUUGGCAUUGGGUGCGUCGAUGAUGGUGGCAAAAGGUGUGAUGUUAAUGGCAAACUCCAGGUCUGCUGCAACCGACUGUCGCCGAAGACCGGAAGCCGUGGUACUGGUCUUGGGUGCGAAUGA
Messenger RNA from Pochonia chlamydosporia 170, 285 nucleotides. RefSeq lists its product as hypothetical. The record is from RefSeq and is a predicted model, not a curated record. Lineage: Eukaryota; Fungi; Ascomycota; Sordariomycetes; Hypocreales; Clavicipitaceae. The transcript has 3 exons. The coding region runs from base 1 to 285 and encodes 94 amino acids.